AGUCAGAUGACAAGUGUAUCAAUAUUUUCUUUAUUUCUCUAAGAUAAUUGGACUUUGGGGUAGUUUAUUGAAUAAUUCAUUAUCAUAUUGUUGCAGCAGCCAAAGGCAGAGGAAUUAUGCCAUUGUUCAGUAGCGCAUUGACUCUUCAGAGCGACGUGCUGCUAUUAUAGCGCAGGUUGGAGAGGCGUGGGCUACUACGGAUCCCCUAUGAGUGAGGCUUUGAUGUUCGCACAGACGGGCUCUUUACCAGUGCGUCCCGCUGCUAUAGGCUGGGCAUGAAGGCAUUCUCUAUUGGUGGCUGUGCGUACACAUAGAGGAGCGCUAGCGCGGGCUAAGGGUUGGCGCCUGAGGUUCAUAUUUUCAACUUUUUAAGGAAUUAAAUAUCAGUCAACCCGGCUGUAAAUUUCGCUCGGACAUGAUGGAUUUAUGACAAACUGCAUGCCUUUUCUGAUGGAGUUGGAUUGACGAUUGGCUAAUUUGAGCGUCCAUACGUGUUAUAUUUUUAGAGAUGUGUUUUAUCCCUUAUUCUAGAGCUGAUGUUGUAGGACAAGUUUCGUACACCAAAAUGUGUAUAUUUUUUAUUUUCAUAUUAUCAACUUUAGAAAUAUGUCAGUCGCUGGCCCCUCGGAACGUUUAUACAAAUCACUGGGCAGUGCGUGUUGCAGGGGGGCAAGAAGAAGCGGAUAAACUUGCUGCUAAAUAUGGUUAUAAUAAUUAUGGACAGAUCGGGAGUCUGGAGGACCACUACCAUUUCCACCACAGCAGAGUGGUGCGCAGAGCAGCUUUCUCCACUAGGGGCGCUCACUCCUUCAUCCAGAUGGACCCAAAGGUUGACUGGGUCCAACAGCAGCUAGUGAAGCAGAGAGUAAAGAGAUACAUCAAAAGCGACACCAGAAGCCCUGACCCCAACUUCGUCCACUUCAACGACCCCAAAUGGUCCAACAUGUGGUAUAUUCACUGUACGGACAAGAACAAUCGCUGUCGGUCAGAGAUGAACAUUCUGGCAGCGUGGCAGAGAGGCUACACAGGCAAGAACGUGGUGGUCACCAUCCUGGACGACGGCAUCGAGAGGAACCACCCUGACCUGGCACAGAACUAUGACCAGCUGGCAAGUUAUGAUGUCAACGGGAACGACCAUGAUCCAACUCCUCGUUAUGAUUCUAGCAACGAGAACAAACAUGGGACGCGGUGUGCCGGUGAGGUUGCAGCUGUGGCCAAUAACUCCCACUGCAUUGUGGGAAUUGCAUACAAUGCACGCAUUGGAGGUAUUCGUAUGCUGGAUGGUGAUGUGACAGAUGUAGUAGAGGCGAAGUCCCUCGGUGUCAGACCUGACUACAUAGACAUCUACAGCGCCAGCUGGGGACCUGACGACGAUGGAAAGACAGUGGACGGACCAGGGCCUCUGGCCAAACAGGCCUUCGAGAUGGGCAUCAAAAAGGGCCGGAAGGGUCUGGGAUCCAUCUUUGUUUGGGCGUCGGGGAAUGGUGGUCGCCAGGGCGACCACUGUUCAUGUGAUGGCUACACCAACAGCAUCUACACCAUCUCCAUCUCCAGCACCACAGAGAACGGCAACAAGCCCUGGUACCUGGAGGUCUGCUCCUCCACACUGGCCACCACCUACAGCAGCGGGGAGUUCUAUGACAGGAAGAUAGUGACCACAGACCUGCGGCAGCGAUGUACUGAUGGCCACACUGGUACCUCUGUGUCGGCUCCCAUGGUGGCUGGGGUCAUCGCUCUCACUCUGGAGGCCAACCCAUUGGUCAGCUGGAGAGAUAUCCAGCACCUGCUGGUCAAGACGUCCAGGCCUGUCCACCUGAAGGCCAACGACUGGAAGACCAACGCAGCCGGACACAGAGUGAGUCACCUGUAUGGCUUUGGGCUGGUGGAUGCGGAGGGUAUGGUGGUGGAGGCUAAGAAGUGGAGGAGUGUUCCUACCCAGCACACCUGUACUAGGAUGUCUGAACGACGUACCAGGUACAUCCGUGCAGACCAGAGCCUGAACAGCACCAUCACAAGCACAGGGUGUACAGAGCAGGCGGAGCAGCAUGUGAGCUACGUAGAACACGUGGUGGUCAAGGUACUGGUUGUCCAUCCACGACGAGGAGAUCUGGAGGUCAGCCUCAUAUCACCCUCAGGAACACGCUCACAGCUACUGGCCAAGAGGUUGUUUGAUAACUCUAAUGAAGGUUUUAGGAACUGGGAGUUCAUGACUGUUCACUGCUGGGGGGAGAGGGCAGAGGGCCAGUGGAUCCUGGAGAUCAUAGACUCUCCCUCAUCUCUACGCAACCCAGAGGUGCUGGGUAAACUGAAAGAGUGGACGCUGGUCCUUUAUGGCACCUCGGGGCACCCGUACCAGUCUCACGGGACCCAGCACUCUCGCUCCAGGAUGCUUGAGAUCCCAACCCCCAGCCGGGACCCCAAUGGGCCCGAACCACCCCCGGAGGUCCUCAAGCACCAGGAGGAGGAAGAGGAGGAGUACAGCGGGCCGUGCCACAGUGAGUGUGGGGACCAGGGCUGUGACGGGCCAGAUCCUGACCACUGUCUGAACUGUAUCCACUACAGCCUGGGCAGCCUCAAGACAGGCAGGACGUGUGUGAGCCACUGUCCGCUGGGCUUCUACGAUAACUUGGAGGCCAGGAGGUGUCGACGCUGUCACAAGGGCUGUGAGAGGUGUGUGGGACGCACCCCCACCGAGUGUCGCGCCUGUCGCAGGGGACUCUACUUCAACCCCCUCAACACUACCUGCUCUGAGACCUGCCCUGCUGGGUACUUCGCUGACGACAUUCAGAGGAAAUGUCUGAGGUGUCAUGAGAACUGUAUGACGUGUCUGCGGGACUCAGACAGGUGUACUGCCUGUAACGACGUCUACAGUCUGGCGGGGAUGACCUGUGUACCAGAGUGUGCCAAGGGAACCUUCUUUCAUCUGGAGGAGAUGAAGUGUAGUCCCUGUCACACCUCCUGCUCUACCUGCACAGGUCAGUGUCCCUGUCACACCUCCUGCUCUACCUGCACAGGUCAGUGUCCCUGUCACACCUCCUGCUCUACCUGCACAGGUCAGUGUCCCUGUCACACCUCCUGCUCUACCUGCAGGUCAUUGUCCCUGCCACACCUCCUGCUCUACCUGCACAGGUCAGUGUCCCUGUCACACCUCCUGCUCUACCUGCACAGGUCAGUGUCCCUGUCACACCUCCUGCUCUACCUGCAGGUCAGUGUCCCUGUCACACCUCCUGCUCUACCUGCACAGGUCAGUGUCCCUGUCACACCUCCUGCUCUACCUGCACAGGUCAGUGUCCCUGUCACACCUCCUGCUCUACCUGCACAGGUCAGUGUCCCUGUCACACCUCCUGUUCUACCUGCACAGGUCAGUGUUCCUGUCACACCUCCUGCUCUACCUGCACAGGUCAGUGUCCCUGUCACACCUCCUGCUCUACCUGCACAGGUCAGUGUCCCUGUCACACCUCCUGCUCUACCUGCACAGGUCAGUGUUCCUGUCACACCUCCUGCUCUACUUGCACAGGUCAGUGUCCCUGUCACACCUCCUGCUCUACCUGCACAGGUCAGUGUCCCUGUCACACCUCCUGCUCUACCUGCACAGGUCAGGUCACACCUCCUGUUCUCAUAAAGAUAGGCAUAAAAAAUAUUGGCAUCCGUGUUUGCAAUCCCCCGGCACUCUCCUCUUGCGAGGGUAAUGGCACUGAGCCUUUUUGUCAAAUGUUUUAAAAGGACAGAUGAAGUGCGUGUGUGUGAGUGUGUGUGUGUGU
Oncorhynchus nerka (sockeye salmon) is the source of this 3761-nucleotide messenger RNA. RefSeq names its product proprotein convertase subtilisin/kexin type 6-like. Lineage: Eukaryota; Metazoa; Chordata; Actinopteri; Salmoniformes; Salmonidae. Gene Ontology annotation, cellular component: cell surface; membrane. The record is from RefSeq and is a predicted model, not a curated record. Gene Ontology annotation, biological process: peptide hormone processing. The coding region runs from base 509 to 3622 and encodes 1037 amino acids. Gene Ontology annotation, molecular function: serine-type endopeptidase activity. The transcript has 18 exons.